UUGUCGUCUUCACAAUCACACAGUGAUCUUAUCAGACCUCAGGUUACUGUCACCAUACCGGUUUAAGGCGGAGAACUAGUCGUGCACAGAGAAGUGAAAUGAGUGCAGUCGUGUUAUUGAACAAACUGAAGCCAGCCGUGAGUGUCACACUCCGGUCAUGGAGCACCAGAAUCUCUCACAUUCAUCCAAGUCCCCGCCGAUUCUACAGUGGACUGCUGUUCAGACAGUUGUUUGAAGCUGAAAGCAGCACAUACACAUACCUGCUGGCCGAUACAGACACCAGAGAGGCCGUACUCAUCGAUCCUGUACUAGAAACAGUGGACAGAGACCUGAAGCUCAUCAAUGAACUGGGCCUUAAACUUACAGUGGCCGCGAAUACUCACUGUCAUGCGGAUCACAUCACUGGCACUGGACGGCUGAAGAAGAAUGUGUUUGGAUUGAAGAGUGCCAUUUCCAAACACAGCGGAGCCAAUGCAGACAUACUGCUCUCUGACGGAGACCAAAUCAUUUUCGGAAAACAUUGUCUGAUGGUGCGCGAGACCCCGGGACACACAGAUGGAUGUGUGACGUACAUCACUGGAGAUCUAUGUAUGGCGUUCACUGGUGAUGCACUCCUCAUACGGGGCUGCGGGCGGACAGACUUUCAGCAAGGGUGUCCAAAGAGACUGUACGAGUCUGUUCAUAAGAGGAUUUUCACGCUACCUGGACAUUGUUUCAUCUAUCCCGCACAUGACUACAAGGGUCAGACAGUGUCCACUGUUGAUGAAGAGAGGAAAUUCAACCCUCGUCUGACCAAAACAAUGGAUGAGUUUGAGAAAAUCAUGAACAAUCUGAAUCUACCCAACCCCAAAAAAAUAGAUAUUUCAGUGCCUGCAAACUUGGUGUGCGGACUUCACGAUGUUUGAACAUUAUGAAGAAAUCCAGUGUGACAAGCAUAGCUUUUUUUAAGAAGACAAAUUAAUUUUAUGUUGUGUAUAGAGACAGAAAUUGCCUUUAAACUUCAUGCAGUGAUUGUAAUUGCAGUAAUGAACCCAUCUGAAUCAGGGUAAGUAGAAAAGAAUGUCAACAUUACUGAAAUAUCAAACUGUGCUGUUUUAUUUCUGGUCUCUAGUAAUUCUUGUCCACUUUGACAUAAAAAUAUUUCUGGAUUGCAUAACAAAUAUGCCAUAUAUCAUACUUAGAUCAGGCAAAUGACAAAAUAUCUCAUGGGUUGCAUUAAACAAAUGCUUUAUCAGAAAUCACUGAAAUGCUUCAGAUAAUUGUAAGUCCAAACAAAAUGGUAAAUGCUUGUGUAAUUUGCCAUAUUAAAACUUCUAUUACAUGUAAUGACAGAUUUUGUAUGAAAACUAUGAAAUAAUAUAUAAUUCUGUUUUUAAUAAAAGUGUUUGG
Messenger RNA from Myxocyprinus asiaticus (Chinese sucker), 1389 nucleotides. RefSeq names its product persulfide dioxygenase ETHE1, mitochondrial-like. The transcript is spliced from 7 exons. Gene Ontology annotation, molecular function: sulfur dioxygenase activity. NCBI's taxonomy places the organism in Eukaryota, Metazoa, Chordata, Actinopteri, Cypriniformes, Catostomidae. Gene Ontology annotation, biological process: hydrogen sulfide metabolic process; glutathione metabolic process. The record is from RefSeq and is a predicted model, not a curated record. Bases 99 to 905 code for a protein of 268 amino acids.